Messenger RNA from Darwinula stevensoni, 357 nucleotides. The record is from the annotation of a GenBank genome assembly. NCBI's taxonomy places the organism in Eukaryota, Metazoa, Arthropoda, Ostracoda, Podocopida, Darwinulidae.
AUGAAAAAUGUCUCUCCAGAUAUUCUUCUGUUGUGCUUACCAGUAGCUGUUGGAGAGUCAGAAGAGCUUCUAUGGUGCUCCAACACCACCACUGGAAGAGACCUUGAUCCUGCUCCUGUGGCUGUUUACACUGGUGAAUUAUGGGGCAAGCCAACCUGGCAAGUGUGGGUGGAAGGGAUGCGUUUUCUCACUGAAAGUGCCUUGGAAGCUGUUGGACCAUGUCCACAAAUGCAGUUUCGCCAACGUCACCAGUUCGAUCGAGGUCAGUUAGCUGGCAUGAUGGUGACUGGGGACAGGCCAAAGGACUUCUUUCAAGACUGUGUACCGGCGUGCAAUCCAGCUGGGACUGCGGUCUAG